UGUGAACGUGCCCUGCUCGCUCCGCAGCUGGGCGCCGAGAACGCGGACAGCAUCGGCGCCGUGCUCAACAGCAAGGAUGAGCAGCGGGAGAUCGCCGAGACCAGGGAGACGUGCAGGGCUGCUUAUGAUACUUCUGCACCAAAUGCAAAACGCAAAUAUCCAGAUGAGGGAGAAGCUGAUGAGGAAGAGAUUGAAGAAUAUAAGGAUGAAGUAGAGCUACAGCAGGAUGAAGAGAACCUGCCCUAUGAAGAAGAGAUUUACAAGGAUUCCAGUACCUUUCUUAAGGGUACUCAGAGCUUAAAUCCACACAAUGAUUACUGCCAGCACUUCGUGGAUACAGGACACAGACCCCAGAAUUUCAUCAGAGAUGUUGGCUUAGCAGAUAGGUUUGAAGAAUAUCCAAAACUUAGAGAGCUCAUCAGGUUGAAGGAUGAGCUGAUAUCUAAAUCUAACACUCCUCCCAUGUAUUUACAAGCAGACUUGGAAGCAUUUGAUAUUAGGGAACUGAAGUCCAAAUUUGAUGUGAUUCUCCUGGAGCCACCUCUGGAAGAAUACUACAGAGAGACUGGCAUUACUGCCAACGAAAAAUGCUGGACCUGGGAUGAUAUCAUGAAAUUGGAAAUUGAAGAAAUUGCAGCCCCAAGGUCAUUUGUGUUCCUGUGGUGUGGCUCAGGAGAGGGCCUGGAUCUCGGCCGAGUGUGCCUACGCAAAUGGGGUUACAGAAGAUGUGAGGACAUUUGCUGGAUUAAAACAAAUAAGAACAAUCCUGGAAAGACCAAGACCCUAGACCCUAAGGCUGUUUUCCAGAGAACCAAGGAGCACUGCCUCAUGGGCAUCAAGGGCACCGUGCGGCGCAGCACGGACGGGGACUUCAUCCAUGCCAACGUUGACAUUGACCUCAUCAUCACAGAAGAGCCUGAAAUUGGCAACAUAGAAAAACCUGUAGAGAUUUUUCACAUAAUUGAGCAUUUCUGCCUUGGACGACGACGGCUUCAUCUUUUUGGGAGAGACAGCACCAUUCGACCAGGUUGGCUGACGGUGGGACCGACCCUCACAAACAGCAACUUCAACGCGGAGACGUACUCUUCGUACUUCACCGCUCCCAACUCCCACCUGACGGGCUGCACCGAGGAGAUCGAGCGUUUGCGGCCCAAGUCGCCGCCGCCCAAGUCCAAGUCUGACCGGGGAGGUGGAGCUCCGCGGGGAGGAGGACGAGGGGGAACUGCCGCAGGCCGAGGAGAGAGGGGCAGAGAGAGGAACAGAACUAACUUCCGGGGCGAGCGCGGUGGCUUCAGAGGGGGCCGUGGAGGUACCCACAGAGGAGGCUUCCCCACCCGCUGAUACCCUUAGGAAUGGCUUCUUGCCCUGCUCCUACACCUCCUCUCCAAAUCUUUUCUUAGUCUUGUUUUUCCUAAGGUGA
Messenger RNA from Acanthisitta chloris (rifleman), 1420 nucleotides. It is a transcript of the gene METTL14, whose product is annotated as methyltransferase like 14. NCBI's taxonomy places the organism in Eukaryota, Metazoa, Chordata, Aves, Passeriformes, Acanthisittidae. The record is from RefSeq and is a predicted model, not a curated record. Gene Ontology annotation, cellular component: RNA N6-methyladenosine methyltransferase complex; nucleus. Gene Ontology annotation, molecular function: mRNA binding. The annotation marks the transcript as partial. The transcript is spliced from 10 exons.